Molecule: messenger RNA, 284 nt
Organism: Meloidogyne enterolobii
Lineage: Eukaryota; Metazoa; Nematoda; Chromadorea; Rhabditida; Meloidogynidae
Source: the annotation of a GenBank genome assembly
AUGUUCGUAGUUGUGCUCUCUCUCCAAAUAGGCCUAUUCAAUGCUCAUUGUCCAAACAACGUUUUAAUUAUUUUCAUCUCAAAACUGACGGUGCCGAUGCCCUAUCAUUACUUGCAUGUAUUCAAAUAUGUCAACAACCAACAACAUCAACAACAAUACCUACAGAAAAUGUUUUGAACAAGGAAGAAAUUAAAAGAACAACCAUAAAACAACAACAAUCUUUAGAAUUUUCACCAAUUCAUGAUGACGAAGAAAAAUCGUCUUUAAGGAAUAAAAAGGUGGGG